GAGCGGCCAUGGUUGGACACACCGCCGUGUUGUGGUUGGAUCAGAUCACAGACUUCACAGAAACACUGUAGGUUAACUACAGUUCUGUGUGGUGGAUGAGCUGUUUAGGGGAAAGCUGAGAGAGGCACAUAUCAAUGUCUGGUGUUUCAAAGGCAAUGUCGAAGUUCAGGCUGGCUGUGGUGCAGCUGGCUGUCACUAAGGUAAAGUCUGAUAACCUGCAGCGGGCCUGUAGUCUGGUGAAGGAGGCAGCUGGCCAGGGGGCAAAGGUUGUGGUCCUGCCUGAAUGCUUCAACUCCCCAUAUGGAACAGGUUUCUUUGCAGAGUAUGCAGAGAAGAUCCCAGGAGAAUCAACACAGGCCUUGUCAGAGGCAGCCAAGGAGAGUGCGGUCUUUCUAGUAGGGGGAUCUAUUCCAGAGGAAGAUGGUGGAAAGCUUUUUAACACGUGCUCAGUUUUUGGUCCUGAUGGUAAGAUACUGGUCAAACACAGGAAGAUCCAUCUCUUUGACAUUGAUGUACCAGGAAAAAUACGCUUCCAGGAGUCUGAGACAUUAAGUCCAGGGUGCAGCUUAUCCAUGUUUGAAACGCCAUUCUGUAAAGUUGGAGUGGGGAUUUGUUAUGACAUGCGCUUUGCAGAGCUUGCACAGAUUUAUGCAAGGAAAGGUUGUCAGCUGUUGGUGUAUCCUGGUGCCUUCAAUAUGACCACAGGUCCAGCACACUGGGAGCUGCUUCAGAGGGCGCGGGCAGUGGAUAACCAGGUGUAUGUGGCCACCGCUUCACCAGCAAGAGACGAGACUGCCAGCUAUGUGGCCUGGGGUCACAGCACUGUAGUUAACCCUUGGGGUGAGGUGAUCACUAAAGCAGGGUCAGAAGAAUCUGUGGUUUAUGCAGAUAUUGACCUGCAGUACUUGUCUGAUGUGCGUCAGCAGAUUCCAAUCACAACACAAAGACGUAACGACAUAUACAGUGUUAGCGCUGUUAACGAGGGCUGAAUUGGAGUCGAGAAGCAAUUCUGUAGCUUACAUGAAGAUAAUACAGCUAAGAACAGAGGCACUGUCUACUUGAUUUGUUACGUCAGACUGUCGAAGGGGCACAGGUUUAGCCCUAUCACAAAACACCUAAAUCUCAGUGCAGUGGAGAGUUGAUCAUUUUAUUUAAAGUAUUUGUUAAAUUUAAAAUGCAGAAAUGUUGAUAUUUUACUGUUGUUUACGCAUCAAAUGUGGAUUUAUGGUGAGAUGUCGUUCACAUUGAAAAUCAUGGAUCAUUUUUGUACACAACCUGUAUAAUGAAAUCUGUAUUUAAAGUAUACUGUGAGGACUUGAAAUUUGCUUUACAAGUAUCAAUAGGAGGUUUAAUUUGUUAUCCAAAGAAUGCUUUUCAAAAAAAUCACUGAAGACAAUUUUUUACAGAAUAAAUGUGAAAAGACUGGAAAAAUGA
Molecule: messenger RNA, 1434 nt
Organism: Astyanax mexicanus (Mexican tetra)
Lineage: Eukaryota; Metazoa; Chordata; Actinopteri; Characiformes; Acestrorhamphidae
Gene: nit2
Product: nitrilase family, member 2
Exons: 10
Coding region: 135-989 (284 amino acids)
Biological process (GO): oxaloacetate metabolic process; L-glutamine metabolic process
Cellular component (GO): mitochondrion
Molecular function (GO): omega-amidase activity
Source: RefSeq, a predicted model, not a curated record